AUGGAUGAGAACACAGAGGCGUUACAUUUUAUGGCAAACUCGUUUGAGGAUGAUGCGAACGGGGGGCCCGACGGGAUCGUGUUUGAGAAGCCCAAUGAGGAUGCACAGUUGCCCGGGAAUGGAGAUAUUGACAUGUUGCAAUUUGAGACGAAUAUUUUCAACCAGUACGUGCUCCAUGGGGGGGACCCACAUGCUGGGGUUGAUAAUGUGGGGAACGUGGGCUCGUUUGACCCGAAUUGCGUGCUGGGCAAGGAGGAGGAGCCGGACUUCUUUCAACAUUUUGCCAAGACGGAGAAUACACCGAUAAUGGACCAGUUCAGUUCGCCGCCAGGGGUCGGUCUGAUGACCCCAGAGGGGGUGUACUCGGGCCCGCCACAGACGCUUCGAGGUGUCUCACCUGCGAAUGUGGACGAUUCACAUGCCCUCGCCGAUAGUACCGACACGAGGGACUCUCAGCUCAUGGAGAACAAGUUUCAGACUCUAGUUGAUAACACGAUUAAUUUCGGUCGUACUGAUCCAAUAGUGCCCCAUUUCGUAGAUCCAGCACAGUAUUUGGCGAUAGACAGCGGGAAACUACCGCAUAGUAUGAGGAUACGUGGGUUACCACAGGUCACUAGAGUCGAAAACCAAUUACAAUUGCUGAUAGAUAUUACGCCACCAGUGAACAAAUACAUGGUUCAUUUACCGACAGACUCGAUCACUAGGGACAAAUUCUUCCUGAGUAAAGGUAUCAGAGAGUACCCGAAAUCGUUCCAAGACCAGUUGUUGUUUGUAGACGCGUUUUUACUUGAUGCGAAGACGAAUAUGAACAUCUCGGUGUGUAUGAAGUGUGUGAAGAGAGAACAAAGGAGAGCCUCGAGGAGGAAAUCGGGACUCAGUGACAACAUGCUUUGGUGCAACAAUGACAGUAGAAGAGCAGUGAUUUUCAACAAUAAUCAGAUCACUGUGAUACAUAGGACAGACGCAAACACAAAGCAACUUGAAUUGACUACACGUAUUGUUUGCUACUGUCGUCACCACAAAUCAGACGAUGGGUUUAGACUGUUCUUCGUUUUGAAGGACUCCGAUAACACAGUCCUCUCACAUAGCAUCUCCGAUCCGAUUAUGAUCACGGAUAAGAAACAGCAUGGUCGGAACUCGAACGCCGCAGAGAACGUGCCGUUACUGUCGACAGGUGACACCACUAAGAACUCGUCUGCAAACGUUUACGCCUUCGCGGUCAAUAACACAACACAUAGAGACACGGUUUCCGAUUCAACAACAUCAAGCAAGUAUUUUGACGUCGGGGAAAUUCCAACGAUAGACGAUAUACCAAUAUCAGCGAACGCACUGGUUGCCCCAAGUACCGCAUUUGGUCCACCAACGUCCACUAUAAACAAUAUUCAGGGGAAUGUACGGUCUCGGAUCAUACCUUCGCCUACAUCAAUGAGCGAAGAGGGUUCUGAACCGUUUGCAAGUGAAUACAGGUCCAAUUAUCCACCAUCUGCAGGAAGACCCACGAAGAGGACAAGAAGCAGCAUGAAUCUGCAGAGACCUCUUCGCCACAAUGAUUUUACAUCGGCAAGAUCUGGAACAAGCUUAAAUGCACUGCAUAAUCCAUCUGAUUUCAGCAACGUUCAUAUCACUCCUCGGAACCCAGCACGUGUGCAAUCCACCGUACCUUCCGAUCAGAUAACUUUGGAGGAGCCAUCGAUCCAAAGAGUGAUUCCUUCAAGGGGGCCCAUAAACGGUGGUAUCGAAAUUACGCUACUGGGAUCCAAAUUCAAACAGGGCUUAAUUGUUCAGUUUGGUGGGAACAUUGCCCUCUCCACACAGUGUUGGUCCGAAACAACAAUACUGACGUACUUACCCCCUGCUGCCACUGCAGGUCAAGUGUUUGUUACGAUCACAGACCCAAACGAACCGGACCAGAGCGAACUUCAGCAGAUGGGGGUCGAUAUCGGCAAAAAGGCAAUCUUCACGUACGUCGAUGAAACUGAUAGACAAUUGAUUGAGUUGGCAUUACAGAUUGUUGGGUUGAAAAUGAAUGGGAAAUUGGAGGAUGCUAGGAACAUUGCGCAACGUAUUUUGGAUGACGACACGAAAAGCCCGUCUGCACAGGAACAGCAUAACAAUACGACACCAAAUGGCGGGAAUCAAUACAGUAAGGAGCUUGUUACAGACGAUGAGCAGUUGAUUGUGCAGGUGAUCAAGUCUUUGAACAAGAGCACCUCCAAUUUUUCGAUGUGUGAUAGUCUCGGUAGAACUUUACUUCAUUUGGCAUCUCUGAAGGGUUACUUUAACUUGGCGUCCACUCUUGUGAGAAGCGGUGUCAAUAUCGCGUUGAAGGACUCAUUUGGUUUUACACCUUUGCAUUUUGCUGCCAUCAGUGGUAGCUUUAAAAUUAUCAGACUGCUAUUAAGCUGCAAAGCUGGCGUUUCGUUGAAGGCCUGUAAUGGGAUGACACCAAAAGAACUUUACAUCAAUAACCAUAAAUUGCAAAACAAUAUCCAAGAUGAUGUGCUGGAUUUAUUCGAUUACUACUUGGAUGAGAGGAAGGGCCGCAAUACUGGUGGGAUAGGAGAUCUUCCCGGGAUUCGGAAAGAACUUUCGCAAUCAAGUAUUGAUUCGAACAUGCUCGAUGAAAAAUCUGUUACCUCUUUGAACGAUGCGGAACAGGGCACUCAUACGAAGAAACCUGAGUUUUCAAACAGUGCCUUCCCAUCACCUUCCUCAAUCGUAUACAUGGACUCUUCUGAGUACGAAGAAGAGGCUGAAUGUGACUUUGAGGACAACAAUGACAUGACUUCGUCUAAUUAUGAGGAAAGCGUAAUCUCAUCAGUGAGAUCUGAAGGUAGUUCCGAGCAAGCAGAGGAGGCGGAACGCAGUACACUUGCCCCUAACGGCGAGCCAGCUGAUAAAAGCUCUGCUGAAGAUUUGGCUACUGACCGUCAAGGCAGUGAUUUUGAAGAAUCUAUCCCCAAUACAAACGAAACGUCUCUGUGGAGUAGGAUGUUGAAUAGAAUCAAUGAUGAUCUGCCCAAAUAUGACGACUUGUUCCCACGUCCUGUAGCGGGUGAAACGGUAAAGCCCGUUGAAGAAACUGCUGUGGGGACUACGGCUACGCGGCCUCUAUCCUCUGAUAUGCACACGUCGUCGGAGGAUGAGGAGGAGAGCGUUCAAAACAGAUUCCAUCUAUUCUUCCAGAAUAACAGACAAGAUUUACAAAACGACAAGAUGUUACUAUUUUUUUGGAUCCCUCUGAUGUUGGUUCUAUCCACAUGGGUGCUCUGGAUUACUUUCAGUAGGAAUGAGACUGACGUUGUCAACAAGGCGAACAAUUUUAUCAGUCAUUAUUUGAGACUAUGGUUGGGUAAGAUUCUGUUGGGCAACCAAAGGAUGAGGACGAUGUUCAUGGAUGGGUUCACAAAUUUACAAACGUCGGGGAUCUUGAAUGACCUGAUUGUCAGUUGA
This is a messenger RNA of Huiozyma naganishii CBS 8797, 3453 nucleotides long. RefSeq names its product Mga2p (gene MGA2). Gene Ontology annotation, molecular function: transcription coregulator activity; double-stranded DNA binding; protein binding. The transcript has a single exon. Gene Ontology annotation, cellular component: nucleus. The coding region runs from base 1 to 3453 and encodes 1150 amino acids. Lineage: Eukaryota; Fungi; Ascomycota; Saccharomycetes; Saccharomycetales; Saccharomycetaceae. Gene Ontology annotation, biological process: regulation of transcription by RNA polymerase II. The record is from RefSeq and is a predicted model, not a curated record.